GCCAACACAGCACCGACACCUAAAAAAAAUGGUCGUGCACAGGAGCGUUGCACUUGCAGCUGAUCUCAUCUGAUCCGAUCAAUCAACGUGACAUGAUCUGCAGACGGUCGAAUGAUGCUUCACUCGCCUGCCCACCAAAUCGGCAAAUCCUGGCGUACAGGAGGACGACCCAACCCAAGCGGCACACAAGAUCCAAGAGGAUGCCGCCGCCGCCGCCGCUCGUGCUGCUGGCGAAGCCGCUGUUCCCGAACUUCGCGGCGGCGCUGGAGGGCCGGUACCGCCUCGUCCUGGCCGGGGACGCCGACGCGGCCACGGCGGCGGAGGCCCGGGUCCUGCUCGUGCCGGGGCUCGUGGCCGUGACAGCCGAGCUCGUCGACCGGCUCCCGGCGCUGGAGCUCGUGGCCGCGACCUCCGUCGGGCUGGACCACGUGGACCUCCGUGCCUGCCGCCGCCGCGGGCUCGCCGUCACCAACGCCGGCGCGGCCUUCUCCGUCGACUCCGCCGACUACGCCGUCGGCCUCGUCGUCGCCGUGCUGCGCAGGGUCGCCGCCGCCGAGGCGCAUCUCCGGCGCGGCGGGUGGGCUACCGAUGGCGAGUACCCGCUCACCACCAAGGUGAGCGGCAAGCGGGUGGGGAUCGUGGGGCUCGGCAGCAUCGGCUCGCUGGUGGCGCGGCGCCUGGCCGCCAUGGGGUGCCGCGUCGCCUACCACUCCCGCGCGCCGAAGCCGUCGUGCUCGUGCCCCUACGCCUUCUUCCCCACGGCGCGCGCCCUGGCCUUGGCCAGCGACGUGCUGGUGCUGUCGUGCGCGCUCACGGAGGAGACGCGGCGCGUGGUGGGCCGCGAGGUGCUGGAGGCGCUGGGACAGGGCGGCGUGCUGGUCAACGUCGGCCGCGGCGGCCUGGUCGACGAGCCGGAGCUGGUGCGGUGCCUGCGGGAGGGCGUCAUCGGCGGCGCGGGGCUGGACGUGUUCGAGGACGAGCCCGACGUGCCCGCGGAGCUCCUCGCCAUGGACAACGUCGUGCUGUCGCCCCACAGGGCCGUGCUCACGCCGGAGUCCAUGCGCGGGUUGCUGGAUGUCGUCGCGGGAAACCUCGACGCCUUCUUCGCCGGCAGGCCGCUGCUCAGCCCCGUGUCGCUGUGAAUUCUGAACCACAUGUAGGAUAGAUACGUCAAGUCGUCAAGUUCCAUUCCAUCCAAGAAGCAUCAACCAGACAACCAGUGUGUGAGACUCACCACGAACAAUACGGAAGAACACUCAGAAUUGGUAGGGUGGUUCGGGUUUCUUACUUUCUGUUCCAAGUUCAUCAUCCAAAAGCCAAAUUUCAAAAUGACAACAGUUCGUCUUUUAUACUUGCUACUGGAAAACCAAAACGAAUUGGAAUAUAUUACAGCCAGUUGGCUCCACCAUAA
Zea mays is the source of this 1411-nucleotide messenger RNA. Its product is annotated as glyoxylate reductase. Bases 93 to 1142 code for a protein of 349 amino acids. Gene Ontology annotation, cellular component: cytosol. NCBI's taxonomy places the organism in Eukaryota, Viridiplantae, Streptophyta, Magnoliopsida, Poales, Poaceae. The record is from RefSeq and is a predicted model, not a curated record. The transcript is spliced from 3 exons. Gene Ontology annotation, molecular function: NAD binding; glyoxylate reductase (NADPH) activity; hydroxypyruvate reductase [NAD(P)H] activity.